Biomphalaria glabrata is the source of this 2192-nucleotide messenger RNA. Its product is annotated as protein FAM185A-like. The transcript has 8 exons. The coding region runs from base 357 to 1679 and encodes 440 amino acids. The record is from RefSeq and is a predicted model, not a curated record. NCBI's taxonomy places the organism in Eukaryota, Metazoa, Mollusca, Gastropoda, Planorbidae.
CAUAAAGCACUAUUGCGUUGAUACCACCAUAUCUAGUCUAGAUCUAGAUCUAGAUCUAGAUACAGCUUUCUUAGUUACUACUAGAUCUAGAUCUAAAUAGAUCUGCUAGUUCAGAUUUUCUGAAGAAUCAAAAUGCAUAAUUAAAAAAGACUAGAUCUAUAUUUUAAGAGGGCUGUCAAUGUUUAAUAUAUUCUACAAUGUCAACAUCAAACCUCUAGAGCCAGCUUACUUUGUGAGCAGUAGUUCUACACUUACACUUUGCUCUGACUACUUCUAGAAACUGUAGCUUUCUAUGCACAACUGAUAUUUGAUAUAACAAGAUAUUUAGCUUCAUAGAAGUUAAACUUGAUCUGAACAUGUGGCCCUUCAGAGUAAUUCCCAUGCGUAGUGCUAUCUGCUUACAAAAACUGAAACAGAAUACAUCUUCAGCCUAUUUCACAACCUUCAUUGGAAAGUGCAGAAUUAGUAGAUCUAUGCAACAUUCAAGUGACAGCCACAAGCUGCUCGUUCAGAACAAGCUUCUAAAUUAUCAUUAUAUUUCAUUGACUCAGCCACACUGCUGUAUGUACACAUCACCUGUCCAUUUUAACACAACAGAAACUGCUGAUAACAGCAGAGACGGCAGCAUGAACGUUCAGACGCUUCUUGAGACGUGGUUCUACGAAGUGUGCCCACGUGGUAGUCUAAGUGCAACUAUGCCAUUUAAGACUUAUAUCAAGUCUUUGAAGCAGCCUGGGCUGAAUAAAGUUAUAAUUCAGCUUCAUUACGACAUAGACUCUAAUUCUGAUCACAAAGUUCCAGAAAGUAUUCAGCUAAGUCAGAUUAGCAACAUGUAUGAACUAAAUGUUAGCUUUGAUGAAGAUAAAGCUAAUAUGAAUGUUUCCUGUGAAGUUACCAGCGGAGUUGUGCUUCCAGUUGUUUGUAUUAUUCAAGUUCCUUUGCAGUUUGAUCUGAACUUGAAACUGCUUGAGGAAAAAGAUGUACACGUGGAAGGAAUGGAAAGUAACAAGAUAGUUGUUGAAGCAGAAAAGGGAAAUUGUUGUUUCAAUAAUGUCAAGUGUAUGUCUCUCAGUGCAAUGAGUAGAUCAGGAAACAUAACUUGUGGUUCAACACUACAUGGUAACUCUUAUUUUCAGACUAGGAAAUCUGGGAGUAUUAGUACAGAAAAAUUGCAAGGCUCAAAUAUUAUUUGUGAGACAGAAAUGGGAUCAGUGAGUGUCAAAUCUCUCUAUGCAGAUAAUGCCACUUUUAGAUCUGAUGCUGGCAGCAUUAAUCUUGGCCAUUGUCAUGGACAACUUUAUCUCUUGGCAGGACAAUCUGAUGUCAACAUAGGUAGUUUAGAUGGUGAUUUAGACAUUGGUCUUCAAUCUGGAAAUGUUUCUGUACACUUAAGUAGGCACCAAAAGGCAAACAUUGAAGUAGGCACAGGUGAUAUUUCUGUCAGUUUUCCUGAUACUGCUAGCACUGAUCUUAACUUGGAUUGCAAUGCAGUAACAGUUGAUAACAGGAUAGAUGUCCAUUUCACAGACUCUGAACUACCACAUCACAAAGAAGGUUACAUUGGCAUCAAAGGAAUGUCUCUAGUGAAUGUCAGGACUUUAUCUGGAACUGUAAACUUGCAGAGCAGAGACUGGAUUGAGACAACAAAUCUCUUCAUGCACAAAUUUAAAGAUCUCUAAAACAAAAACUAUGAACAAACUGAUGAAAAGCAGUCUUGUCUAAGGAAGAGAUAUUGUACAUCUUGACCAUACCUACAUAGAGGUGUUUUGAUUUGUUAACCUACAAAAUUUCAGCAUUCAAGUUACUAAUAAAGCAUGACCCUCAAUAACAUGGCAAUGCAGUACACUUCAUUGAUGAAUUUUGUACAUACAAUUUCACUUAGUUCAUCAUGCAGAGAGGCAUGUAACAUUGUUUACUUUAUCAUAUUGACACUUUACCUUUUUUUUUUUUUAAACAAUCAUGUUUUUUUACUAAUACAUUUUUUCAUGUAAAGAUGAGAGAAAACUUGUGUAUCCUAGUUGCAUUUAUGUUCAACUUUUUUUUUUCCUGCAGUGUUCAUGUUAACAUUUCCUGUACAACCUUAAACAAUGAAGGUUAAGGCUGCAGUGUUGAACUUAUCCUAGGCUACAUGUUUACUGUUUGUUAUCCUCUGCGCUGAAUGUACAAUAUUAAAAGUAUUAUAUCAAAUUUAA